Xenopus tropicalis (tropical clawed frog) is the source of this 2225-nucleotide messenger RNA. RefSeq names its product tripartite motif containing 54 (gene trim54). The record is from RefSeq and is a predicted model, not a curated record. Lineage: Eukaryota; Metazoa; Chordata; Amphibia; Anura; Pipidae. Gene Ontology annotation, cellular component: nucleus; cytoskeleton. Gene Ontology annotation, molecular function: ubiquitin protein ligase activity; zinc ion binding. The transcript is spliced from 10 exons. Bases 176 to 1261 code for a protein of 361 amino acids.
GUGCGAGGGGCUCUGUUAGCUGCUCAGCCACUGGCACAGAAGGGUUAAUCAUUGGGGGGGGGCAGGAGGAAGUGACCGGAGCCUCAACACUUAGUCUCCCAGUUUGUGUAUCAUUUGGGGAGAGAGUUGUGAGAGCGCUCAGGGCAGGACACCCAGUACCACAUCCUGUGAGGGGAUGAAUUUUGCGGUGGGUUUCAAGCCUUUGGCCGGAGACACCCAGACCAUGGACAACCUGGAGAAGCAGCUCAUCUGCCCCAUCUGCCUGGAGAUGUUCACCAAACCCGUGGUGAUCCUGCCCUGCCAGCACAACCUGUGCCGAAAGUGUGCCAAUGAUAUCUUCCAGGCCUCCAAUCCUCUGUGGCAGUCACGAGGAUCCAGCACUGUCUCCUCAGGGGGGCGAUUUCGCUGCCCUUCAUGCCGCCAUGAGGUGGUGCUGGACAGACACGGGGUGUACGGGCUACAGAGGAACCUACUGGUGGAAAAUAUCAUUGACAUUUACAAACAGGAAUCGAGCAGGCCCAUGAACCCCAAAUCUGAGCAGCACCUCAUGUGUGAGGAACAUGAGGAUGAGAAGAUCAACAUCUACUGCCUGAGCUGCGAGGUACCGACCUGCUCUAUGUGCAAAGUGUUUGGGGCCCAUAAAGACUGCGAGGUGGCCCCUCUCUCCAACAUCUACAAACGACAGAAGAGUGAGCUGAGUGACGGCAUUGCCAUGCUGGUGGCAGGAAACGACCGGAUCCAGGCGAUCAUCUCCCAGAUGGAGGAGAUCUGCAAGAGCAUCGAGGAUAACAGCCGCCGGCAGAAGCAGCUCCUCAGCCAACGCUUCGACUCCCUCUAUAACAUCCUGGAGGAGCGCAAGAAGGAACUGCUGCAAGUGGUUACCCGGCAACAGGAGGAGAAACUGCAGUGUGUGCGGGGGCUCAUCCGCAAGCAUGGGGACCACCUAGAGGGCACCUCCAAACUGGUAGAGUCUUCCAUUCAGUCCAUGGAGGAGCCACAAAUGGCAGCCUUCCUGCAGAAUGCCAAGGAGCUGAUCAAGAAGAUCACAGAGAUGUCCAAGGUCUCCACCAUUGACCGCCCGGAGCCCGGAUAUGAGAAUAUGGACCAUUUCUCCGUCAAUGUGGAUUAUGUCUCAGAGAUGCUACGAACCAUUGAUUUCCAGUCAGGUGCCUCAGGGCAGGAAGAAGAAGAAGCCAUUGAUACAGAAGAGACAGAGACUGUUGGGGAGGAAGAUCGGACAGAACCUACAGAAGGCCACUGAUGACCCUGAGUGUGAGUGUUGCACUACAGACUGUAUCACACGCCGCGCACACUCAGCCUCCUGCCCCCGUGGCACAAUAAAUAGCCAGAGAUCCCCACCUGACUGCUGGAAGCCCCCUUAUUGGCUGAGGAGCACUGAGUGAGCCGUGGGGGCAGAAGUGGCACGCGGGGGGGUUACACACUCACCCUUUGCACCAAUAUCAGGGAAUAGAGGGACUUGGGGAGGGGCACAGCCAUCAGGGGAGGGGUAACUGGGCCGGUCCAUUCCUUACCUGGGCCCCAAAUGUAAUAUUCAGGGGGCUGUACGGGGCCCAGGGGCCACUAGGGUAUCUGGCACUAGAUCUCCCCCGGGCAUGGGACUGGCACUAGAUCUCCCCGGGCAUGGGGCUGGCACUAGAUCCCCCCGGGCAUGGGACUGGCACUAGAUCUCCCCGGGCAUGGGACUGGCACUAGAUCUCCCCGGGCAUGGGACUGGUACUAGAUCUCCCCCGGGCAUGGGACUGGCACUAGAUCUCCCCGGGCAUGGGACUGGCACUAGAUCUCCCCGGGCAUGGGGCUGGCACUAGAUCCCCCCGGGCAUGGGACUGGCACUAGAUCUCCCCGGGCAUGGGGCUGGCACUAGAUCUCCCCGGGCAUGGGACUGGUACUAGAUCUCCCCGGGCGUGGGACUGGCACUAGAGCUCCCCGGGCGUGGGACUGGCACUAGAUCUCCCCGGGCAUGGGACUGGCACUAGAUCUCCCCGGGCAUGGGACUGGCACUAGAUCUCCCCGGGCAUAGGACUGGCACUAGAUCUCCCCGGGCAUGGGACUGGCACUAGAUCUCCCCGGGCAUGGGACUGGCACUAGAUCUCCCAGGGCAUGGGACUGGCACUAGAUCUCCCCGGGCAUGGGACUGGCACUAGAUCUCCCCGGGCAUAGGACUGGCACUAGAUCUCCCCGGGCAUGGGGACUGGCACUAGAUCCCC